AUGAAGGAGAGUGGACUUUUAUGAGAGCUACAGCUCACUGACAUCAAGGAGAGUUAGAUUUAUUUGAGCAGUGACCUCACUUGACUUCUGAAAAAAGAAUAACUAUUGAUGUGCAAUGUGUUUCAGUAAAUAAAUGGUGGGCGCAUCCAAGGCCGGUAAGACAAUGAAAGGCCAAGCGUAUAGUUAACUAGCAUUUGUUAAGUACCUAGGGGAGGGGUUUCAGAGAUUUUGGUAGUUCUCAAUCCUGGCUCCCUGUUACAAUCACCUGGGGAGCUUCUAAAAAUGAUCAGUGCCGCUUUUUCACUCCGAGAAGGCGGCGGAGGCUGACUCUACAGUCAUGGCCAAGAUUAAGGCUCGAGACCUUCGCAGCAAGAAGAAGGAGGAGCUGCUGAAACAGCUGGAGGACCUGAAAGCGGAGCUGUCCCAGCUACGCGUGGCUAAAGUGACAGGCGACGCGGCUUCCAGACUCUCCAAGAUCCGAGCUGUUCGCCAAUCCAUCGCCCGUAGACUCACCAUCAUUAACCAGACUCAGAAAGAGAACCUCAGGAAAUUCUAUAAGGGCGAGAAGUACAAGCCCCAGGAUCUGCGGCCCAAGAAAACGCGUGCCAUGCGCCGCCGGCUCAAUAAACACGAAGAGAACCUGAAGCCCAAGAAGCAGCAGUGGAAGAAGCGGCCGCGCCCACUCCGGAAGCACGCGGUCAAGGCCUGA
This is a messenger RNA of Physeter macrocephalus (sperm whale), 709 nucleotides long. RefSeq names its product 60S ribosomal protein L35-like. The record is from RefSeq and is a predicted model, not a curated record. The transcript has a single exon. Gene Ontology annotation, molecular function: mRNA binding; structural constituent of ribosome. Gene Ontology annotation, cellular component: cytosolic large ribosomal subunit; ribosome. Bases 338 to 709 code for a protein of 123 amino acids. Lineage: Eukaryota; Metazoa; Chordata; Mammalia; Artiodactyla; Physeteridae. Gene Ontology annotation, biological process: translation; maturation of LSU-rRNA from tricistronic rRNA transcript (SSU-rRNA, 5.8S rRNA, LSU-rRNA).